Molecule: messenger RNA, 834 nt
Organism: Microthlaspi erraticum
Lineage: Eukaryota; Viridiplantae; Streptophyta; Magnoliopsida; Brassicales; Brassicaceae
Source: the annotation of a GenBank genome assembly
AUGCGUUUGGAAAACAAUUUAUAUGUCAAUGACGCGUGCCUGGAGAAGCUUAUCUCGUCUUGCCCCGUUCUUGAAGAUUUGAGCUUUGUUAAAAGAUAUGAAGAUGACAAUGUAAAGGUUAUACGAGUGCACUCUCUGACGUUAACUAGUCUCAGUAUAAAGGCCAAUCACAGAUUAGAUUAUGAAAACGCAGGUUUUAUUAUUGAUGCCCCUAGACUCAAGCAUUUGAAUAUCAAAGAUGCUACAUCUAAGAACAAAACCAUAAUCAAUUUGGGUUCCUUAACCAAUGUCAGCUUUCUUGUCAAAAUGUUUCCGAGGUAUAAUAUUGCUGAUUAUGAUGAAGUCGACUUCCUAAUGUUCCGUAACUUUUUUACAAGCAUCUCAGGACUUAGGGAUAUGAAGAUCUCUUGGGACGCUUUGGAGUUCAUCGACAAAUUCACACCAUUGCCACAAUUUUGCAACCUGUCCAGUUUGGAGAUAGAGAUUUUUUGGCUCUUCCCGAAAGAGCUGCCAAGGUUUCUUGAAAGUUGUCCCAAUCUAAGAUCCUUAAUCUUGGAUUUUAAUGAUUCUUGGGUGAUGGAAUAUACAAAACUCACGACCGUGCCUCGCUGUUUGAUGUCAUCGCUCGAGUUCGUAGCCAUAAAAGACGAGACCAAAUUUGUGAUAGACACCGUUAUCGAAUUAGCAAGCUACUUUGCAGAGAACGCAGCAAUCCUCAAGAAACUUGUUCUACAUCUAGGAGGAGGUUCUACGAAUGAAAAACAUUCCAAGAGCUUAAACAAUCUCAUGGCAUCGCCGAGGCGAUCUAGCACGUGUCAAAUUGUAGUUUGUUAA